CGAGAGAGAGACGGGGGGAAGAGAGCCUAGCGAUUUAGGAGGAAGGAAGAAGAGGUGAGGUUUCCAUUUUCAUGAUCGAAAGCGACUGUUCUUCUCGGCGCCAUUACGAACGAGAGAGAGAGACGGAGAGGGUUAGAACGACCAGACUCGCUGGGAGAGGAGCAAGUGAGAGGAAGUGGAGCCUAGCUUAGCCCCAUGGGGUCAAAGGCGGAGGAGCCUGGUGGGGGGGGAGGGUCGAUCGACAUCCACCUGGCAGUAGCGCACAACCGGGAGGACCAGAUCAAGCAAUACGUCGAUGCUGGAGGAGACUUGGACAAGAGGGACGGGAACAAUUUGGCGCCAUUGCACAUAGCGGCCGCGGGGGGGUUCUGCAACGUUGUCGAGUUCUUGCUCAAGCACAAGGCAGGGGUGGACGUGACGAGCAAAAUCGGGCACACGCCUCUUCACCUCGCUUGCCGAUUCGGACACCUUCCAGUCGUCUUGCUCCUCCUCGCCGAGGGUGCGGAGCUAAACGCCAGAGAUGCGGAUGGGAACUCCCCUCUCCAUAAGGCCGCGAGCAACGGCAAGGCCCAGCUCUGCCGGGAGAUGGUGAAGAGGGGGGCGGACAUCGAUGGCAGAAACAAGACCGAAUACACUCCUCUGCACUGGGCUUGUUUCAAGGGGCACAAAGCCGCCGCGGAGCAGCUGCUGAAGUGCGGGGCGAACAUCGACGCCACCAGCUCGAGGAGAGCGACGUCGCUUUUCAUGUCCACCUACUACGGACACGUCGAUGUCACGUUUCUUCUCCUCGCGUGGGGUGCCGACGUGACAGUCGCAAACGAAGAAAACGUUAAGGCUGGCGAGACGUUCCUGCCUGAGAUUCCGGAGGCACAGCAAGGUCAGAUCAAAGUGUUGUUGAAGGAGAGGCAGCCGUUGCUGAUGAAGGGAUAUGAGGCCGCGCGACGGAACAUGGCGCUCAUGUACAUGAGGUCGGAGCGGAGCGAUCUCAACCUCCGCAUGUCUCAGGGCGAGGUGGAGACCCUCUGGGGGAAGCUCGCGAAACGGGAGAAGGAGCUGAACAUGAGCAAAAUGGGAGCGAGGGACCUUUCCCACGCGGUGAAGGCGAUGAAGAGUGCCCUAGAGCAGGGACGCAACGACGCAAAGGCCAUUCGAGAGAAGCUGGCCGCGCUGGAGACCGAACUUAACGAAGCUAAGGACGAAGCCCAGGAGCAGCGCGAGCGCGCUGCGAGGGCAGAACGAUCCUACGCGAUGCUUCUCGAGAAGGGUCGGAGGAGAGUUUCUUCUUGCGAACGGGACGGCGAGGAGGCGCGGUCCUCGACGCUCCAGCGGGAUCUGCAGGCGGAGGAGGAGGGGGGAAGGGUCGAGAAGUCGUCCGUCAAGGUGGGCGGGUUGACCCAGUCGUACUCGAAGGACGGGGCGCCGGAGUGGAAGUGGCUGGGGAACUGCCCGAAGGAUGGGAAACGGUCGCCAGGUUCCUCGAUAUCCUCGCCUCCUCCCCUCCUGCCCAGGGUGUCCUCCGCAGCUACCAACAGCCUCGAUCCCACCUGGCAUUUUGAUCCUUCCCCCAUCCUCUCCUCGGGCAUCAUUUCGGUGCAAGCAGGCUCCACUGCGUCCUCUCCGGUGCUCACGUCGGAGUUCCCGGAGCCCGGACGGAUAGCCGCGCUGGCGUCCCGCAUCGAAACCCGACACGCCUCGCCGAAGGAAAAGAACGGCGGCAGCACCCUCGCGAGCCCCGUCCCGGCGAUCGUUCCGGGAAACGUUCCGGGGAAGACCGACGUGGGCCCGCUGGCUACGGCUUUGCCGCUGCCGACGCUGGCGGCGACAACGGCGGCGGGGCCCGCCCUGCGGAGCCGCAGCAACAGCGGCAGGUGGGUGAUGAAGCGUUGUUCGAGCUCGACGUCUCUUACCCCCGAGCCCACGGAUGGGGGCCCCGCGGAUGGUCGGAUAGGGGCGGGCUCCGGGUCUUGCAGCGCCGCCGGGUCUUCUGGGGGAUCAAGGAAUGGUAGCGUCCUCAGGCGGUCGUCUUCGUCGGCGGCGACGGCGCCGCAGCAAGAGGAUGGGGGGGGCGCCGCCGCCGUUCCGAGGAACGUGCCCAGGUCGGCGGGGUCGGCGGCGGCGGCGGCGGCGGGCAAGGACGACGACGCCCUCGCUGCGCCCGCCAGCUGGGAGCAAGGGGGAAAGAGGUGGCCUGCGCUCCUGGGAAAGAGCAGCGGCGGCAGCAGCAUCAGCAGCAGCAGCAGCUUCGGAAGCGACGACAGCGAGUUUUGCUCGGCCCUGGGAAGCCGUUCUCCUGACGCGGAAUCGGUGCCCCCCAAAGGCGGCCGCGCGGGUGGCGGCGGCGGCGGCGGCGGCGAUGAGCCCCUGAUGCUCUCCAAGGACCAGCAGGUUCGGUCCCCAGUAAACGGUGGCGAGGAAGGCGGCGUCAGCAGCAGCAGCUGCAGCGAGGCAACGCUGCCCGCCUCUCCCGACAAAGGAGGGGGUUGUGGUUGACUUGCGCGUUUGGCACCAACCGACGAAAAGGAGGGGCAUUUGUGACCGAUCUAGGGGGUCGGGACCGGCCGAGCCCAUAGCAAAAUUUGUCGAGCUGCUACCCUUUUUUUGUUUUCUCCUUGUCUAUGCUAGGGGGGGGGAGGGGGUGCUGCUGUGGCGGGUGGCGGCCAGUUGAGGUUCCGUUCGGCCCAAGGAACAAACCACCGUUGGGGGGUGAGGUAAUGUGUGCAACAUGCACGAACGAAGGCGAAACGUUGCCAGGCCUCAGUCAUUCCGAGCCGGAAACGAGCGACCAGGUGCCACCGACACCACCAAGGAAGGCAGCCGGGGUUGCAAGACAGCCGGGGUUGGAAGACAGCGGGGAAGGUAUUGGGUAAGCCUGCAAGCAAGACAUCUGCAGCACUGCAAUCUCGUCGAAUCUAGCAGGCGUCGCGGCACUCUUGGAUAGGCUCAACGUCUGCAGCACUGUUGUGGUCUAGUAGGCGUGGAGGCAUGAGAAGUUUCAACCUCGCGUAAUACAGAUACUUUUUUUUUGGCGUUCGAAGGGGGGGGGGAGGGAUGCUAGGGGUCGGAGGGCGGGUUUUACCACUGCGCCAUUGAAAUCCUGUGAGGUUUAGCGGCAAGCGAUUGUAGAAUGACCGUUUUCCUCUUGCUGUUUGUACGGUGGACUAGACCAUCUUGUUUCGUCUGUUUCAUUCGAAAGGGCAAACGACAAUUACAUCCGUGUUUGUUUGGUUGUGUUGUGUUGUGUUGUGUAGUGCCACACGGCGAUAGGAGACCCCGUCCGGCCUUGUGGCGUGUGCCACCAAGGGGGACAUGGUAAUUGCUAGUUUUUUUUUUGCAAGACGUAACCGCGGACAAGCGGCUGUGUUUGUGAUGCUUGCGUUUGUUCAAGUACGUACGUGAGCUAGGGUUUCCCGAUUUUUGCUACGUCAUGUGUUAGCUGUUGGUUGUCGAGUUACAUUGUGUCAGAUAUCGUUUUAGGUAGGGUGAAUAGAGCAACACGAAAGAUCACUACGGUUAUCUACGUACGAGAAUGAUUUCGCUGUUCAAGUUGUGCGUUAUCUUUUAUCUUGUCGGGCGGUAUAUGCUGUGCGUCAUUUGCGGGGCGGUGAUGUGUUUACGAUUAUCGGGUAGUGGUGGUCAAGAUCAUGGAGAAAUGCUUGUUCGUUUUCGGGUCCACGGCAGUUUAUAUCUGUUUGAAAAGCCGCCCGGCUGAUUUCUUGUGACGCCAAUAAUGGAGGCAUGUAUCCUAGACUACGCCGGCGAUGUUUUUUUCUCCGUCCAGAUAGCCGCGGACGCAACGCUUGCCUGUGUUGUCCUUCUGUCGAGUACGUAAUAAACUGCAUUUCUGAAACAUGUUUGGUUUGUGUCCUCAAACCACAAGUGAACCGCGGUGGGUUAUUUGUUGUGCUCUUGGACGUCUGCCGUUCACGUAUUGCUGCGUCGAUGUAACGGGUAGGUCUGAAUGCGUCGUGGGUUCUUUGUCUGUAUGUGUUAUGAAUUCGCGCCGAGUUGCACGGCGCGCUAAACAAAGGCUGUCGAGUUAUUAGCAGCGGAAUUGAGUGUUGUCUUGGUGCCGUUGUCGACUCCUUUUUCCAUUUAGUUUUUUUCCCGUAUGUCGACGGGAAGAUGAGAUGCGAGCAUUGACGGCAGCGUGGAUGGUCCGGAUUUAUGCGACACACACGGGGCAUUUUCGUCGCACCAGGGCGAUGGCAUUGACGGUAAGGUCUGCCGUGAUGAAAAGGUGUUGACGUUGUCCAGGCGUUUUUAAAAUCGACUUCGUUGGGAACAGGUU
Molecule: messenger RNA, 4288 nt
Organism: Ectocarpus sp. CCAP 1310/34
Lineage: Eukaryota; Phaeophyceae; Ectocarpales; Ectocarpaceae
Source: the annotation of a GenBank genome assembly